UUUUUAUCCAAACAAAGCAAUGUUGUAAUUAAUUUUUUUAUUUUUAUUUUGUAAUUGCUGAUUGGAUUAAAAAUUAAAACAUAUACGACACGUAAUAAUUGUUAUGAUGGAUUAUAUAAAGAUAAUAAGUAUAAACAAUUUGCAUUCGGUACUUUCCUAUAUCUUUGUGGUUAGGUUUAAUCAGUUAAACUUACGUUGAUAAAAACUUAUCAAGUGGCGAGAUAACUUAUUAUCGGUAUUUGAAAAUUAUAUUGAAUUAUUAUUUUGUGAUCCAGUUGGUAACAUAUAAUAGUCAGAAUGCUGUUGAAAUUAUCAUUCGGUACUGUGAAGUGUGCCCAAAGGUUGGUGACACCUGCUGUUGGAAAAGUGAGGUGGAUUUCCAGUGAAAUGGACAGAGGAUCAAACUUCUUUUUUAGACAGCUUUUUGAUACUGUGAGCAGUACAUACACAUACUUACUGGGUGAUACUAAGAGUGGUGAAGCGGUGCUGAUCGACCCUGUUCUAGAACACGCUGAGAGAGAUGCGGCCUUGAUAAAGGAACUUGGCUUCAAGCUCAUUUAUGCAAUGAACACCCACAUGCACGCCGACCAUAUAACGGGCACUGGUAAACUGAAGAGUCUUCUGCCGGGCUCCAAGAGUGUUAUCAGCAAAUCUUCAGGAGCUCAAGCGGACUUGCACCUAUUUGACGGCGAUCUGGUCAACUUCGGAGCGUACCAACUGCUGGCCACGGCUACCCCUGGCCACACCAACGGUUGCUUAACCUACAUCGCUCAUGGACAGGGCAUCGCGUUCACAGGGGACACGCUCCUAAUCAGAGGUUGCGGUCGGACCGAUUUCCAAGAGGGUUCAUCGGAGACCCUCUACAAAUCGGUGCACAGUAAAAUAUUCACUUUACCCGAGACCUACACCCUUUACCCGGCACACGACUACAAGGGGCAAACGGCCACCACUGUGGGUGAAGAAAAGAAAUACAACCCCAGAUUGACGAAGUCCCUCAAGGAGUUCGUUGAUAUAAUGGAAAAUUUGAAUUUGCCCUACCCUAAAAUGAUAGAUAAAGCAGUUCCAGCAAACAGAGUAUGUGGACUGUAUUAAAGUGUUUUCAAUAAUAAAUGUAUGCAUAUCCAGUUAAUUAUAUAAUAUACAAAAUUAUGUGCUUUAACAUAAAAAAUAAUAUUAUUGAUAAGCUUGUGAUUAGAUAUAAGAUAUUAAAAAUGUUAAUCUUCAUAAAACUAUGGUUCAGACCCAUAGUAAUCAAUUUCAAUAAUUUGUAUUUAUAUUCCAGUAAGUUCCAAAGUAAAAUUAUUAUUAAAAAUAUUGAUGAGCACUCUAAGUAAAUUAUUUUUACUUGAAAUAAAUGUGUUGUUGUUAUUGAUCUCCUAUUAAAAAGUGGAUGCACAAUCAGCGACCAAAAAACGUCCUCACUCAAUGAGUGCCAAACACAACUUCUUGGCACUCAAUUCAAGUAGUUCCAUUUGCAAAUUCAACCUUAAACUCAAUCCUUAACGUUGAAUUUUCUCUUUAUUGAAUAUUGGAGUAUAUUUACAAGCCUUUCUUUACCAAUAAUUCCAAAACUGUCAAAAAAAAAAAAUUGGCCAGUUUAAAGUGAAAUUUUCUACAUGAUUGUGCGUCCUUUUAUUAUAAGAGGUCAUUGAUUGAUGUACAUGUACAAGUCUAUAAAUGUACGUAAGAUUUUUUGUGACUUUUCAUCUUAGACAACAUAUUGUAAGUAAAUAGAUUAUAAAUUUAUUUGAUUACCUUUGAAUUCAUUGUAAUUGUGACAAACAGUAUAUUUAUGUAUUUGUAAUUUUGUUUGAGCGCCCAUACAAAUGUAUGAUGAAAUAUUGUUAUAUAAAAUGAAAGAAAAGAAUUUUAGCUGUGACGUCAUAAUAGGGUAAUUGACUCGUA
Molecule: messenger RNA, 1905 nt
Organism: Bicyclus anynana (squinting bush brown)
Lineage: Eukaryota; Metazoa; Arthropoda; Insecta; Lepidoptera; Nymphalidae
Product: persulfide dioxygenase ETHE1, mitochondrial
Exons: 6
Coding region: 298-1092 (264 amino acids)
Biological process (GO): hydrogen sulfide metabolic process; glutathione metabolic process
Molecular function (GO): sulfur dioxygenase activity
Source: RefSeq, a predicted model, not a curated record